Zingiber officinale is the source of this 435-nucleotide messenger RNA. RefSeq lists its product as uncharacterized. The coding region runs from base 1 to 435 and encodes 144 amino acids. The transcript has a single exon. NCBI's taxonomy places the organism in Eukaryota, Viridiplantae, Streptophyta, Magnoliopsida, Zingiberales, Zingiberaceae. The record is from RefSeq and is a predicted model, not a curated record.
AUGGUAACGGAAAGGGAAUCGGAGUAUGCGAAGCAGCUUGCGCAGCCUUCGCUGGAUCAGGAAGCGGCCGCAGCCUGCCGGUGGCGCUCGGCCCAUUACCUCCGCCGCCGCCGGUGCGCCUUCUGGUGCUGCGGGUGCCUUGGCGCGGCGGUGACCGUCCGAUGCGUCCUCGCCCUCGCCUUAACUCUCUUCAAGGUCAAGGACCCCGAACUCACCAUCAACUCCCUCUCCCUCGCCGGCUCCCGCUUCGCGGUGGACAACGGCGUCCUCUCCAUCUUCCUUUUCAACUUCACGUUCGAGGCCGACGUAUCGAUAAAGAACCCCGACGUAGCGUCGUUCCGGUUCGGGAGCAGCGUGACUACGUUUUUCUACGAGGAGACGACGGUGGGGGUGGCGUACGCGCUGGGAGGGAGGAGGGGGCGGACCGGACGGUGA